AUGACAAACGGCCACAGAUUUGAUGAAUGUGCGUUAGAGCACAAAAGGAAGAAAAGAGGCGUUAUCGGAUCGUGUGCCGUCGGCGACAGAUGGCUCUGGACGGAAGUUCGUCGUCGGUCGGGAAAUUGGGCCUCUUGGACAAACUAUUCAUUUACAUAAUAAAUGUAUUCCUAUAUAGUCGACCAUACCAGAAAACCAAGCCGAGAAAUUAGAAAGUUAUUUUUUUUUUUAAAGUUUCAAAGCAGAGAUUUUUGGCCUUUUCGAUUUAUUUUUUUUACAAAAUUUUUUCCACAUUGUUUUUGUUAUUCAUAAUGAAAAGCAACACGGGAAUCAAAACAUUCGCUUGCUUGUAUUGUAGUUUGUUUGUGAGGAAGCUGAGGUAUGACACUUGGAAAAAAUUCGGAAGAAAAAAUGAAAAAGAAAAAACAUUUAGAGGCUUCCAAUUACUUUUCCUAGCACCUCCUUCUCAUACUAAUUCCCAAAGAAAAAUUACGUUGAAAAAUAUGGAUAGCCAAGCUAAACUAAUUUGUCUUUUGAAACGAGGCAGACAAAAAGAAGCUAAAAGCCGAAAUGCGUUUCUAUAACACAACUAUAAAAAAGGCAUUUUCAAAGAAGAAAGAUUGAUUUGACAGAAGAGAAUUUUUGAACAGCGGACAGAACACGCAUCCCUGCAUUAAGGAACAUCAACGAACGAAUCAAAAAAGACCAAAAAAGUUGUGAAGAACAGAGAAAAAAAAACAACAAACUAGAAGAAGAGAGUGGUGCGACAAGACGAAAUCAAAACGUGCUCGACCCUCGGGAGGCGACACGAGUAGCCGAAAAAGAGCGAAAGAAGCUGGCGCGACGUCUUCUCGGUCCUCCGAAACCGCAAUUCAUGGCGGCCAAAUCAAACAUUAGCAAGCAGGCCGUCUCUCGCAUUAAUCAGAACCCUCUGAGGUGCUGUCGAUUCAAUUACCUUGCUACUUUCGGCUCUUUUCCGUCAACUGAGUUAUCCCAUUACGCAGGUCCUCCCAAAUUCUCCUCACUUGUUCAACUCAAACAAUUCACAGCCAUUUCAAUAGAACUCUGCAUGAAAGCUACUUUUCAGAGUAAAAAUUGAGUCUUAUCAAACGGAGGCUCCCAUUUAUCCCUUAAAACGUUGCCGCAACUGCUAUUUCAAACAGUAUGGAAAUUUUAGUAAAUUUAGCAGCAGAAAUUAAGUUUGGGAAUUUUGAGAUUGCAAAGUUGGUAAAAAAAAAAUGUGAGAUUCUCUAAAACAGUAAUCAUUGAGAUAAUACAGACCCAAAAUGGAUUCAAAAAAAUUUCAGUCGCAUAAUUUUUAAAACUUGACAAUAACACUAAAUUACAAAACUAAUUUUAUUUUUACGUAACAUGCUCUUGUAUGAAAAAGUUUCAUUCGUGCAAAAGAGAAAAUAAAAUUGAAUAAAGCGAAAUUUUGCCCCAAAGAUAGCUUCAAAAUUUUUAAACUUCACUCGCAACAAUCAAAAACUUGAGAACGAGGUUGACAAAGAGAAGUGGCAAUAAUAAUGGAGACGGCUAGUUGAAGGUCAGAAAGCAGGAAUUGAAGGGAUUUCAGAAGAAAACAGGGAAGGAAGUGUAUUGGAAAGGGCAUUCACAAAUUUCGAUCCUACGUCCAGAUAUGUUGGAACGCUGCCACCAAAGACUCCGCCCACCCAUCGGUCAUUUCUGCCAUCCGAAGCUCUUGUUCGUCUCUAAUAAUCAGUUAGUAGUUUUGAACGUCCGUCGUCCAAAGGAACAGAUAUUGCGAAAGAAGUUUCAAAAUAAAACAGAUGAAUCACGCAUUGCUUUCAACCAGGAUUAAGUCCAACAUCUAUUUAUUUUCCCACAAACUUAAGGAAUGCAGACUUCUCAAACGUCUAAAAUAUCAAGUAAACUUUAGUCCUUUUAUAAACAAAAACCGCAAAGAAUCCAUUGACAAAUUUGAAAUUUAGCCAAUUAAAAUUUUUCGAACUUUUCUAUAGAAAAAAACUUUUUUCAAUGUUUGCAAAAAAUUGGUUAGGGGAAAAAACAAUGACGAAAUGAACGGGUGAUAAAUUAUGUUGGAUAUAAAUCGUGAAUGACAGACCACACGCGAAAAUUUCAAUGAAAUUCCGUAUUUCGAUCAUUUUGAAAGUAAUUUCAAAUUUUAAACCUUUGAAAGUUUUUCAAUUCGGUUACAUGAACCGUCAGAGAUACUGCUUUUUCGAGCAGGAAAACAUGAAAAACAAAAUUAAAAACACACAAAGAAAACUAGAAGUAUGUAGAAGAGAAAAAUAUGUGUAGAGAGAAAUAUGCAUUUGAAUUGGGGGAGCAAGGAAAAAAACCGAAGGAUAAAUGGAGAAAUAAAGGGGGCGCGAAAUGAGGCAGGUUGUGGCCAUCAAGACGCACAGAGAAAGGACGAAUAAAAAACGGCUCGGCGUGGACGCGCCAGUUCAAAUCUGCGCAAAUGGCGCAUGGUUAUGUGACAGGUCGCAAGCCUUUUUCGGUUCCUUUCCGGUACACCAAAUGGCCGUGUCCAAUGGAUCUGGUAACAAGAAGGCUUAGCGAAUUGAUAGGUCCGAAAAACCAGAGAAAAUGUUCUUCAUGGCUUUCGAGGAGAUCUCGUGGAAGUGCAAGAUUUCUGUAGCAAAGUUUCGACCAAUUUUCAUAGAAAGCUGAGAUGAUACGGAGCCGAAAGCGAGGGUGUUGUGCAAUUAUGCAAUCAAGUGGUGUCGAAGGACGUAAAAAAGACCUAAAAUGCGCGAAAAUUGCCCACCAACGUGGCGAUUAAUCCAAAAAUUAGGGCCGUGCGAGUGUUGCGAUCUGGCUGGAUCGGAAUCAGAAAAUUUAGGCUCCGAGUAAAAUUUGCAUAUUCUUUUUUUUUCAAAGCCUCUGAGAACUUUACAAAUUCUUCAAAAAUUAGAAAACUUAUAAUGUGGAGAUAUGGGAAUUAAUUUAUAAAAAAGAUCACCAGAUAGGGGAGGUCGUUCUAUGAGAUUGUGUGUAGUUUUUGAAGACCAUUUCAAAAUGCUAUUUGAUGAACCUGAAACACGGGAAGUCUGACCGUGCACAUUUUUCAAGUUCACGAAUAGCGAAACCUCGGAAAAUUUUGAUGGAAAUUCUACUAGGAAGUUUAAGUUCAGGGAAUCUGUUUAUGAAAAAAUGGAAAAUUGUGCAGGUGAAAGUUUUCUAGAUCUUUAUCUAAAUCUCAAAAAAAAAAAUCGAACUUGCAGAGAAUUCUUGACCUAUUCAUCCUCUCAUCAAUGUUUUGGGAGUCUAUAAAGUACGUUUCAAAAAGGAAAUGAGAAAAAUCAGUUAGAAGAGAUUCUUUUACACGUUUGAAAAACGAAUAUCGAAAAAACGGAGUCCUUCUGUUGGAAGAUUCGAUUAUUUUGGAGUUCAUUCGAGCGGAAAAAACAACAAAUGUUCAAAAAAGGUUCUGACAAAAAAGGACUUGUCAGGAGGAGUAAGAGGAGAGUAGAGAUAUGAGAGACGAGAGACUGCAGACGGCGAGAACUGCCGCCGUACAGAAGUGGAAGCACUGCAGGUGGUGUGGGAGCUGAGCACACACGGCGCCGCCUACACGUCCGGCCCUUGAAGCUCACAGAAAUUCAUGUGUUAGUGUUUAGGCGACGCGGUUUUGGUCAGUCAAUCGUUAAUUGUUUGUCUUUCUCUUGGAGACAUCCGAUACUUGUGCCCGACGAGCGGCGGUUUGAAAUAAUGGACAACAUCUGA
This is a messenger RNA of Caenorhabditis auriculariae, 3714 nucleotides long. NCBI's taxonomy places the organism in Eukaryota, Metazoa, Nematoda, Chromadorea, Rhabditida, Rhabditidae. The record is from the annotation of a GenBank genome assembly.